AUGGCUUCUCAUCGAGCGAGCAUGGUGAAUAUGAGUAUAAGAGAUAGCUUAUACAUGCACCCAUUAGAGAAAUAUGAGAGGUUCGGUAUAUAUCCCUGAAAAAUCGUUAUCCAGAUCUUGCUUCUUAUCACCACCACUUGCCAAGUCCUUAUAAUUGUUUUUAAUUAAGCUAUAAAUAAAUGGCAUUUGGCUCAAGAGAAAUUAGAUUUGCUAAUUUAAUUUCAUUUAUGGGAUUUGGCUUUAACUGGAGAAUUUUUGGGCAGUAGUUGCAUAGGUGUAGAGCAGCUGCUUUUCAGCGCAUUCAAGAGGAUUUUAACCACUCAGCACGCCCGAAGAGGGUGACCCUUAGACGAAAUACGCAGGAGCUGAGCCUGACAUGAGUGAGAAGUGAGAUUAAUCUAAGGGGACAUGUCAAGUAAUCCCUUCCCAUAUUUUGUGCUAUUUUAAGUGAUAGGAUGCUCUUUAAUAGGGAGUGGGCACUGUACACCUUAAGCACUUAAUUUAAUAUCCCGUUUUUAAUUCUGCUUCAUACUCAUAUACUCAAUAUACUUUAUGAAAUAAAUUAUUUUUGAACCCAGACGUCCAAGGCUCUGACACAACAAUUACAAACUCUUAUAAUGUUUUCAGCAUCAGAGAUCUAACUCACUUUUUGCAAAAAACAGUUGAUAGAUAUUAUCACGUGAAUUCCCAUACAUUAGAUAAUUAUUCCUACGAAUACGAAGAUGAUGGGAGUAUUCAAAAACCCAGACUAUUAGUGGAUUAUUUAGAUUAUGAUGAUGCAAAAAGUAAAGGCUAUGAAAUGGAAUACAAACUGAGUCCUGAAGACCUUGGACCUUUUUCACAUCUGAAUCCAAAAAAUUACUUGGAGCUUGUAAGCAGAUUUGAGAUUAAAAUGAUUUUCAACCAGCAUUUAGAUGAUGAGCUAGACCUUUUCUCAACAUGCUAUCAUUGAGUGUUAAAUCAAAAAUAUGAUUAUUCUGUACAUGGACCUGUUAAUGUGGUAAUGGAUAUUGAUAGAAGCAGCUGCGGCGAUGAAAUUUGUAAGAAAUAUAUGUAGAUGACCCUAUGAAAAAAUUCGUUUGGCUUGGGGUUGCGAUUUUAAUUUUGUCAAUAUGCUCGCUGUGCUCUAUUUUUUUGUAUUUCAUGAAGAGGGCGCUUUUAAUUGCUAAAAUGAGAGGAGGACCUAGAGGAUAUAGAUCUGCUUGGGAUUAUUUAGGAACUCGGGAGAAGCUGAAGUUUUUGAAUUUAUGAGUAAUUUUUAAUAUUAUUGGAAAUAUUUGCCAAAUGUUUUCAGGGAUUUUAACAAUAGUUGACCAAGGCCGAUCUAUGAAUCUCCAUGAAACUCUCAUUGGUUUUGGCUGCUUUACAGCGUGGGUUGGCAUAAUUCAAUAUCUUGAGCAUACUUCACAGACCUACACAAUUGCCAAUACAUUAAAGCGAAGCUUUUCCACUUUGCUUCCCUACAUGGUCGGAAUUCUCCCUAUUUUUAUGGGCUUCACCUUCCUUGCCAUGUGUUUAUUUUGAAAUUGUGGUUUCUACCCUAACACGACUUCUUCUAUGAUGGCUUUAUUUGCCCUACUUUGUGGUGACUCUGUCUACUUUUUCUUCGAUGGUGUUGUUUUAGAAGACAUAGUGAUUGGACAGAUUUACAUGUUUGCUUUCAUCAUAUUUUUUAUCAAGUAAUUUCUAUGAUAGUUGUGUGCACAAUUUAUUUGUUGCGAUAAUUCAAGAAGGGUUUAAUUCCCUCACUCCCCUCUCCUUUAAAUUGGAACAAAAUAUAGGUAAAAAUUUCCAUUUUUUGGUAAAUUAAUCCCCCUUUAAAUUGGAACAAAAUUUUUAUUUUAUAAUAAAAAAUUUUAUAUAGUCAACCUAGUUGACUAUAUAAUUUUUAUGUAAAAAGUUUUGAUAUAAGUUAAAUGUUUCUUCUUAACUAAAAUUCAAAAUUAGUUAUAUCUUGCUCUUAUUUAAAGAGAGAGUAUAAAGAUCAUCUUAUUUAAAAAACAAAUUAUUAUUUUUUUCGAUAAAAAUGAUAUUUUUUAUUUAAAUAGUUUUGAUAUAAAUUCAAUAGAAAUUCUUUAUAAAAUUUCAAAAUUUACUUAUUUUUUGCUUUAUUUUAAAGAGAAGAGUAUAAAUAACAUCUUAUUUAAGCAAAAUUAGCACUUUGAUCGAUAAAUUUCUAAAAUUUUUUUUAUCAACAAAAAAAUAAUAAAUUUUGUGUAAAUAAUUUUGAUACCAAUUAAUAGUGGAGUAUUAACUAAUAAUGAAAAUUUAGUUAUAUCUUGCAUUUUUUUAAAGGAUAAAGAGUAAAUAGCAUUUAUUAAACAAAAUUUUGUGAUCUAAUUCGAUAGGUUUUUGAAUUUUUUUUAUUUAAAUUUUAUAUAUAAAAUUUGUUUUUUUAUAAAAAAUUUUAUAUUGAUAUUUUUUUUUAAAAAAAAAAAUUAACCCCCUUUUAAAUUGGAAUAAAAUUUUUUGUUCCAAUUUAAAGCGGGGGGUCAGUGAAAAGCCAGUAAAAAAAAUAGAUGAGUCAGAGAGUGAAGAAGAUGAAGACGAAAAAGAAGAAAUAGAAACUAUAGAAGAACAAAAAGAACAAACUGAGCCUGAAGAGUCAAUAGAUAAAAGCUUUAAGCGAAUGCAAACUGCGCCUGUUGAAUCUUCUCCGAAGUUUGGAAAGAGAAUAUCUGGGAAAGCUGAAGAACGUAAGAAAUUAUAUAGAAGAAAAAAUUUCAAAAUUAGCAUUCAAGCAAAUUUUGGAAGGCAGAAUUCGCAGCCAAGAUCUAGAGCCACUUGAAAAAAAUACAAAGAAAAGAAUAGAUAAGAUGAAUAAAAUUGCAAAAGAAAUUGCAGAACUGAAAAAAGGCAUUUUGUUUUUAUCAAAGCCGUCAAUUAAUGAAAGAGGAAUUGAUAGGAAGAAAUUGCAAAAUCAUGCUAAGGAUCUUCUUGAAAUCCAGCUGCCAGGUUCUGCUGCUAUGCUUUUGAUAGGUGAAGAUUAA
This is a messenger RNA of Blepharisma stoltei, 2990 nucleotides long. The record is from the annotation of a GenBank genome assembly. NCBI's taxonomy places the organism in Eukaryota, Ciliophora, Heterotrichea, Heterotrichida, Blepharismidae.